Didymodactylos carnosus is the source of this 681-nucleotide messenger RNA. The record is from the annotation of a GenBank genome assembly. NCBI's taxonomy places the organism in Eukaryota, Metazoa, Rotifera, Eurotatoria, Philodinida, Philodinidae.
AUGGCCGAGGACUUCAUGCGCGAUAUUGAUGCCGAAACACCAGAAGCAACGGCAUUUUAUGUAAUCGAUGAAAAGCUGAAAGAACAAGGUCGAAGUUGCAGGGAUUUUGGUAUACCAUCACCAACAUCUGUUCCUUAUUCAUUUGAAUCAAAAAUUAUCAACAAGGAAGAAGAACUUCGAAUAGGACAAGAAAUGUAUGCAAUGUUCAAUCAGGAUCAACGUUCAGCGGCAGAUGCAAUUCUUGCAAGUCAUCGUAAACAAUCACCCACCGCUGCUGGCUCAUGUUUCUUUAUUGAUGGUCCUGGAGGGACAGGAAAAACCUAUCUCUAUAACAUCCUGUACCAUUUACUCAUGAGAGAAGGAGUCCAUGUUAUGACAGUUGCGUCGAUAGGAAUUGCUGCAAGUUUAUUACCUGAAGGAAGAACUGUGCAUAGUCGUUUCAAGCUUCCUGUACCUAUCUUGGAAACAUCUACAUCCGGUAUUCGACCAAACAACAAGCAAGCUGAAGAGAUUAGAAAGACAGAAGUUUUCAUUUGGGACAAAGCACCAAUGGCUCCAUCUUAUGCUCUCAAGGCAGUUGAUACUUUACUGAGAGAUAUAAUGAACAUCAAUGUAAGGUGCACGCAAAGCAAAAUUCGAGCAAAAAAUUUUUUUUUCGAUGUUUCGUACACCAUUCGAUAG